Pecten maximus is the source of this 435-nucleotide messenger RNA. Its product is annotated as dermatopontin-like. The record is from RefSeq and is a predicted model, not a curated record. Bases 1 to 435 code for a protein of 144 amino acids. Lineage: Eukaryota; Metazoa; Mollusca; Bivalvia; Pectinida; Pectinidae. The transcript is spliced from 5 exons.
AUGACGUCAAGUUACGUAAAUGAGUAUGACCAACCUCUACUGUACCAGUGUCCUGAAGAUAAAUUCGUGAACGGUUUCCGCAGUAUUCAUGACAACACUUCUAAUGACAGGCGCACAAGCGUCCAAUGUUGUUCACUCAAAGGUUACGUAAAUGAGUAUGACCAACCUCUACUGUACCAGUGUCCUGAAGAUAAAUUCGUGAACGGUUUCCGCAGUAUUCAUGACAACACUUCUAAUGACAGGCGCACAAGCGUCCAAUGUUGUUCACUCAAAGGUCGUAAGAAAGGAUAUUGUUAUUUAACCUCGUUCCUCGACAGUUAUGACGAGCCAUUGGACUAUACCGUACCUGAUGGUCAUUAUAUCCAUGGAAUUGUCGAUUUCCAUGAAAACAAUGACGCUGUACAUUCUUUUGAAGUUUGCGAAUUUGAGGAGUAA